Molecule: messenger RNA, 3548 nt
Organism: Jaculus jaculus (lesser Egyptian jerboa)
Lineage: Eukaryota; Metazoa; Chordata; Mammalia; Rodentia; Dipodidae
Gene: Tmem8b
Product: transmembrane protein 8B
Exons: 13
Coding region: 1-2796 (931 amino acids)
Cellular component (GO): plasma membrane
Source: RefSeq, a predicted model, not a curated record
AUGGCCCAGCCCUUGUCCCGGCCUCUCGUCCUAUCCCAAUCCCAGCCUUGGCCUCCGGCCCCGCCCUCGCCCCGCUUCCCAAAUCCGUCCCAGCUGCGGCCUGGGUCCCUACAGAUGCCAAGGUCCAGGGCUUCCCGCCAGUCCCAGUCCCUGGCCCUGGCCUGGCCCCUGUCUCCGCCUCGGCCCUUGCUGGACCACCCCUUUUCUCACAUCCCAGCCCAGACUUUGUCCUCGCCCGACUCCCAGCGUUUGCUGAAACCCCUUGCCCCGUCUGGGUCCGCGUUCCCGUGCCCGGCACACUCCUUCCUUCAGUCACACCCGUUGCCCUUGGUGAAGCCCCAGUGCUCAGCCCGGCGCAACUCCUUAUCCCAGCCUUUGCGCUCAUCUCUGUGUUUACCCACGUCUCUCCCACUGGCCCCCCGCCUCUCUCAUACUCUGCCCCUUUCCCAGCCUCGACUCAGGUCUGGGCUCCAGCUGCCGCCGGCCCUAUUGCUGCUGUUGCUGUUCUCUGCCCUUGGCCCAGGGGCUGGAGGCCUUUUCCUGACAGAUUACUCUACUUGCUCACCCCGCAAGCUGAGUCCCUUCCGCUCCUUUGCCAGCACUGAGCUCUUCCACUUCCAUGUUCCUGAGGACACAUUCCUGGCCGUUUGGAAUCUCAUCAUUUUCAAGGAGCAGGGAGGAACCUUUGGAGACCACUGCCCAGACCAGAGUGUGACUGUGUAUUUCAGGUCUGGAGCACCUCCUGUCAUCAAUCCCCUGCACACACACUUCCCAGGGGACACGGCUGUGCCUGGAGUUUUCUCACUCACCCUCAGCUGGACACUGCCCAAUCGUACCUCAGGCAUCUUUAAUGUCAGCAGCCCUUUACCUGGGGACUGGUUCUUGGCUGCCCACCUUCCUCAGGCUCACGGCCACAUCUCUGUGAAGGGCCUCCAAGAUGAGUGUCAGUACCUCCUGCAGCCACAGCUGAUUGUCCGCCGCUUGCUGGAUGUGGCUGUGCUGGUUCCUGGACGUCCCUCAGAGCAAACCCUCUCUCCCCAUAAUCGUUCAGCCCUGUUCAAGGUCUUUGUGCCCAGUUUCACUUACAGGGUUUCUGCACAGUUGGUGUGUGUAGGGGGCCGAGGGGCAUCUGCCUGCCCCUUGACUCUGCGCCUACGUCCCAAGGCCCCACCUCUGCACAACUCAAGCUCUGUGGUCUGUGGAGGUACCUCAGGAUGUCAGCUGGAGCUGGCUUUGCCUCCCUGGGGGCACUGGGUGUAUGUGCGUGUAGAGACACCACCCCGUGGCUCUGGCAGGACCAUCCGCUUCCAGCUGUGUGUGCGGCUGCAAGAAUGUCCUCAACCCAGUUUGUCUCGUGCCUUGGUCCCUGGGGCUGCCAUGAACAUGCCUCAGUCACUGGGCAACCAGCCACUGCCCCCAGAGCCACCAUCCUCGGUGACCCCUGCAGAAGGGUCUGGGGUCACAUCACCACCUGAGCACUGCUGGCCAGUGCGCCCAACUCUGCGCAAUGAACUGGAUACUUUCUCUGUCCACUUCUACAUCUUCUUUGGCCCCAGUGUGGCCCUUCCACCUGAGCGCCCAGCCGUGUUUGCCUUGAGAUUGUUGCCAGUGCUGGACAGUGGAGGUGUCCUCAGCCUGGAGCUCCAGCUCAAUGUGAGCUCCCUACGCCAAGAAAAUGUGACAGUAUUUGGAUGCCUGACUCACGAGGUGCCCUUGAGCCUGGGGGAUGCUGCUGUGACCUGUUCUAAAGAGUCCUUGGUUGGCUUCCUCCUCUCAGUCAGUGCCACUUCUAGAGUGGCUAGGCUUCGAAUCCCGUUUCCACAAACAGGGACCUGGUUCCUGACCCUCCGCUCUCUGUGUGGGGUGGGGCCUCGGUUCACGCGGUGCCGCAACGCCACGGCCGAAGUGCGCCUUCGCACCUUUCUGUCCCCAUGUGUGGACGACUGCGGGCCCUAUGGCCAGUGCAAGCUGCUGCGCACGCACAACUACCUGUACGCAGCCUGCGAGUGCAAGGCUGGGUGGCGGGGCUGGGGCUGCACCGACAGCGCUGACGCGCUCACCUACGGAUUCCAGCUGUUGUCUACGCUCCUACUCUGCCUAAGCAACCUCAUGUUUUUGCCACCCGUGGUCCUGGCCAUUCGGAGCCGAUACGUGCUGGAAGCUGCUGUGUACACGCUCACGAUGUUCUUCUCCACGUUCUAUCAUGCCUGUGACCAGCCAGGCAUUGUGGUUUUCUGCAUCAUGGACUACGAUGUGCUGCAGUUCUGUGAUUUCCUGGGUUCCUUAAUGUCCGUGUGGGUCACUGUCAUUGCCAUGGCUCGUUUACAACCUGUGAUCAAGCAGGUGCUGUAUUUGCUGGGGGCUAUGCUGUUAUCAAUGGCUCUGCAGCUUGACCGACAUGGACUCUGGAACCUGCUUGGACCCAGUCUCUUUGCCCUGGGGAUCUUAGCCACAGCCUGGACAGUACGCAGCGUCCGCCGCCGGCACUGUUACCCACCCACGUGGCGCCGCUGGCUCUUCUACCUGUGCCCAGGCAGCCUUAUUGCUGGCAGUGCUGUUCUACUCUAUGCUUUCGUGGAGACCCGGGACAACUAUUUCUACAUCCAUAGCAUUUGGCAUAUGCUCAUUGCUGGCAGUGUGGGCUUCUUGCUGCCUCCUCGUGCCAAGACUGACCGCCGAGUCCCAUCUGGAUCCCGGACACGGGGCUGUGGUUACCAGCUGUGCAUCAAUGAGCAGGAAGAACUGGGUCUUGUGGGCCCAGGAGGGACCACUGUCAGCAGCAUCUGUGCCAGCUGAGAGGAGCUUCGGGCCAGGCUCCUGGAGGUUACAAACCCUUCCUAGGGUUCCUCCUAGGGGUAUGGAGCCCUCCUGGGGACAAGAGAGAAGUUGUGUUUCUUGAAGACAUGGAGUCUUUCUCAAGGACAUUGAACUUUUUCAGGGACCUGGAGGUCUUCUCAGGAUAUGAGGAACUUCUUGAGGGCCUGAAGUCCUCCUGUGUUCAUGGAGUCCUUAAGGACUGCAGCUAUGCAGGGCAUGGAGCCCCCACAGGACCAAGACAUCCCUAGGGGCAUGGAACCCUUCCCAGGGAUAGGGAGCCUUCUACUACAUGAGUUACUUCCCAGGGAGACAAGCUUUCAUCAGGAAGGUGUCAGUCGGUCCAGAGGAAAAGUUUCCUGGAGAACCUGAGUCACCAGAUUUUCCCAGAGGCUCAGCAGCCCUGUCCUCAGACUUCUUUCCCAGAGGCAGCGGCUAGUCUGGGUUGGGCAGAGGGGUUGCAGAAAAGAUGGUUCUGGGAUAGUUGGGUGGCUUGGAAUCUGGUGUAUCUCCAAUGAAGUAUGUUUUGGUUCUGUACUACCAUUUUUAUUCCCAUAUGGGGUCAGGAUGUGGGGAAAGGGAGGGUAAAGAGGGACCCUCAGGAUAGAGCAGGGUGAUGGGAGCCCAGCCUGUGGACAAUGCUGGGCGCUACUGCUCUAUUAUGUACACAUCUGCAUCCCUCUCAUCUAGUCCCUGUGUUCAUUUCCAAAUACUUUCCAAUGCCUUUUUCUCAA